ACACCGACAUACCUUGCACUCGUAUGCACCAGAGAAUAGCCGGACACAAACCCUAGUUCCUCCCCUCUUUCAAACAUUUGCUUCAUUCCGAGCCGCUUCACCAGUCCCUGCAACAAUGGGUAUUGAUUUGAAGGCCGGAGGUAAGAGUAAGAAGACGAAGCGCACGGCGCCGAAGUCUGACGAUGUCUAUCUCAAGCUCCUCGUCAAGCUGUAUCGGUUUCUAGUGAGGAGAACGGGAAGCAAGUUCAAUGCUGUGAUUCUGAAGCGCUUGUUCAUGAGUAAAGUGAACAAGCCGCCAUUGUCCCUCUCUCGUUUGAUCCGCUAUAUGCAGGGAAAGAAGGACAAGAUUGGUGUUAUUGUUGGAACUGUGACCGAUGAUGCGAGAGUGUACGAAGUGCCAGCUCUUAAGAUCACGGCAUUGAGAUUCACGGAGAGGGCAAGGGCCAGGAUCGAGAAGGCUGGUGGGGAGUGCCUCACAUUCGAUCAGCUCGCUCUUCGUGCCCCUCUUGGCCAGAACACGGUAUACAUUUUCUUACCCUUUAUCCUUCUUUGAUUAACUUAGCAACUA
Tarenaya hassleriana is the source of this 568-nucleotide messenger RNA. Its product is annotated as 60S ribosomal protein L18-2-like. Gene Ontology annotation, molecular function: structural constituent of ribosome; RNA binding. NCBI's taxonomy places the organism in Eukaryota, Viridiplantae, Streptophyta, Magnoliopsida, Brassicales, Cleomaceae. The coding region runs from base 116 to 553 and encodes 145 amino acids. The record is from RefSeq and is a predicted model, not a curated record. The transcript is spliced from 4 exons. Gene Ontology annotation, cellular component: ribosome; cytosolic large ribosomal subunit. Gene Ontology annotation, biological process: translation.